AUGGCCUCUUCUAACCGCGGAAAGAGAUGCUCCCGCUGCGAUAAAUAUAAAAAUCUUGAUGAAUUUACUCGACCAAUUGGAAGUCAAAUAAAAGAAGGUUCCAACUGCAAUGAAUGUGCAAAAACUAAAAAGGAAAAAAAGCCUGAAGCUAUUAGUGAACCAACGAGUGUAGAAAGUUUGAACAUAACUGAAGAUUACGUUAAUGAUGAAUAUGAAGACAUAGCUUGGUUUAGCUUAACGGAUAUGGAAAUCUUAAUAGCUAACUGUUUUGAAAGUGAAGAAUAUGGUUGUGUGCGUUUUUCAGGGACUUUGAAGUUUGAUGAAGAUUUUGUCAAUAAUGUGCCUAGCGAAAAUCAAGAGAGUGACAAAGAA
This is a messenger RNA of Racocetra fulgida, 372 nucleotides long. Lineage: Eukaryota; Fungi; Glomeromycota; Glomeromycetes; Diversisporales; Gigasporaceae. The record is from the annotation of a GenBank genome assembly.